Molecule: messenger RNA, 2480 nt
Organism: Lactuca saligna
Lineage: Eukaryota; Viridiplantae; Streptophyta; Magnoliopsida; Asterales; Asteraceae
Source: the annotation of a GenBank genome assembly
CCUAUAUUUUGUAGAUAUUUACAUUUUUGUCUCAAAACCCUCUUAAAAACAUUUUAUCUAAGUGAUAUUUUAAGAUCUUAUUUGAUUUUAAUAGUUUAUAAGUUUUUGAGAUUUGAUAUUGGUUUGUGGUAGAAUGAUGGUGUAGAUGUAAAAAGUAGGGUUGGAAAUGGUAUUGAGCUAAGAAGACCCUAUAAGUAAGUUAUUAUCCCAUCAUUAUUGUUUUUAUUUUUAUGCCAACCAUCCCAAUCAAAUGUGAUUCUAUUUUUGGUAAAGCCACAGUAGACUAGGAAUAUCAUAAGAUUGUUACUAUUUUUUUUUUAUUAUAUUUUAUUUUGAACUAAUUAAAUUUAUCGAAUAUAGACUAUAGACUCUAGAAAACAUCUACAACAUAUAAAACAAUCUUACAUAAAAUCUCAAUCUUCACAAGCUUUAAUCAAUACGGUUUUAUACACAGGGUGUUUGAAUGUUUAUUAUUUAAAAUUUAAAUUUAAAUUUAAAAUAAUUUAUAAACAAGGCAACCAAACAAUAUUUGAUUGAAAAUAGAGAUAUAUAAGCUAAUUUUGUGUUUUAUUUAAAAUAUGAAGAGAAAUUAGUGGUACCCAUGUUUACAAGAUGAAACCCAUCCAACGAUCCACAUCCAAUCGGUUUCAUGUUAUAAUCCCUCCAUCGUUUCGAUUCGAUUUCGGGUUCUGUUGAAUAUUUCAUUCCGCAAUUCCAUCCAUCUCUCUCAUCUCCCCCCUCAUAUCAAGCCAUUUUUCUAGGUUUCCCUCAGGUAUGAUUCAUUCCUUUUCUUCAUUAAUCCAUUUUUACUUCACACGUUCACCUUCUGCUACAUUUCGAUCCCUAUUCUGUUCUUUUUCUUGGUAAAACUUCUAACAAUUUUAGCGUCACUCUUAUUUAAAUUGAUUAUAUGCAUGUAUCAUAUCUAUCUUUUUGAUGUAUAAUGUGAAGUGCGUUUUCUUCGUUCUUUUGUGUGAUUAUUGCGGAUUUUUUUGCUUUUGCUUCAUUGAUGUUGAUUGAAAUGACUAUGGAACCUAAUUUUGUGCGAAUUGCAUUUUCUUCAUUCCUGUUCUGAUCUGACUUAAACUGUUGACGAUCUGAAACCGUUAAACAUAAAGUGAAAUUCGUUAUAUGAAUCCACGUACAGUUCUUUCAAUCAUGUCAAUGUCGUAAAUCCUCUAUCAUGUAGUUAACCAUUUUUCUGAUCGGAGAAAUAUUGAUUGAAACAAUUGUUUGUAGAAUGGUAUGAUAAUGAAUUAAUGAUGCAACAAACUGAUGUUAAUGAGCGAAAUCUUCUCAUUCUUUAAUAUAUGCUAUUGCAUCUGAUUCUAUUGAGGUAGCAUAACAUGGCGGACGGUGAGGAUAUUCAACCACUAGUCUGCGAUAAUGGAACUGGAAUGGUCAAGGCAGGGUUCGCCGGAGAUGAUGCACCACGAGCUGUGUUCCCAAGUAUCGUCGGUCGUCCCCGUCACACUGGUGUGAUGGUCGGAAUGGGCCAAAAAGAUGCGUACGUCGGAGACGAAGCUCAAUCCAAAAGAGGUAUUUUGACCCUAAAAUACCCAAUUGAACAUGGUAUCGUUAGCAAUUGGGAUGACAUGGAGAAAAUCUGGCAUCACACUUUCUACAACGAGCUCCGUGUUGCUCCUGAAGAACAUCCCGUUCUCCUUACCGAAGCACCAUUGAACCCUAAAGCUAAUCGUGAGAAAAUGACACAAAUCAUGUUUGAAACAUUCAAUACUCCUGCUAUGUACGUCGCAAUUCAAGCUGUCCUUUCUCUCUAUGCUAGUGGUCGUACAACCGGUAUCGUCUUGGAUUCCGGCGAUGGUGUGAGUCAUACUGUUCCGAUCUACGAAGGUUACGCUCUUCCACACGCCAUCCUCCGUCUUGACCUCGCCGGACGUGACCUUACCGACGCCCUAAUGAAGAUCUUAACCGAACGCGGCUACUCUUUCACGACAUCAGCAGAACGUGAAAUCGUUCGAGACAUGAAGGAGAAGCUCGCCUACAUCGCGCUAGACUACGAGCAAGAGCUGGAGACUUCCAAGACAAGCUCCGCCGUGGAGAAGAGCUACGAGCUGCCCGACGGGCAGGUGAUCACGAUCGGAGCUGAGCGUUUCCGGUGCCCGGAGGUUCUGUUCCAGCCUUCGAUGAUCGGAAUGGAAGCUGCUGGUAUUCAUGAAACUACUUACAAUUCCAUCAUGAAGUGCGAUGUGGAUAUCAGGAAGGAUCUGUACGGAAACAUUGUUCUUAGUGGUGGUACGACUAUGUUCCCUGGUAUUGCUGAUAGGAUGAGCAAGGAAAUUACCGCUUUAGCCCCGAGCAGCAUGAAGAUCAAGGUCGUCGCCCCUCCGGAAAGGAAGUACAGUGUCUGGAUCGGAGGCUCCAUUCUUGCAUCCCUCAGCACUUUCCAGCAGAUGUGGAUAGCGAAGGCGGAAUAUGAUGAGUCUGGUCCAUCGAUUGUGCAUAGGAAAUGCUUCUGA